CGCAGAUCUUGAAAGGUCGUGAAGGACAAGUUGUCUGCUCUUUCUAUUUCUUGUGUUUAUAUUCGUUCCGCUUGUCUACUGAAUGUUUAUUUCUAGAACUCACUAAAAGAAACCGAAAAUGACCGAUCGCUACUCAAGAGCAGACACUGGAGCAAUGUUGUCCCCUGAUAAUGAUGAGAAUAAAAUCAAGCCUUUUCCCCAAAGUAGAGAAGGAAAGACUGUCCAGAGAGGUUCCUUCAGUGAUAAUAAAAAGAGUCGUGCCAUCGGAGUAUUCACAAGUGGAGGAGAUUCACAAGGUAUGAAUGCAGCUGUCCGUGCAGUGGUGCGCAUGGGCAUGUAUAUGGGUGCCAAAGUAUUUUUCAUUAAAGAAGGUUACCAAGGUAUGGUUGAUGGAGAUGAUUAUAUUGAAGAAGCAACCUGGGUUAGUGUUUCUGGAAUCAUACAUAAAGGUGGUACAGUCAUUGGAAGUGCUAGAUGUAAAGAAUUUAUUCAUCGCUCUGGCCGUCUGAAAGCAGCUGCAAACUUAGUAAAGCACAACAUUACAGAUUUAGUUGUCAUUGGAGGAGAUGGUAGUUUGACAGGUUCAAAUAUCUUUCGCCAAGAAUGGUCGUCUUUAUUAGAUGAAUUAGUUAAAACAGGUGUAAUUACAGCUGAAAAAAGGGCUGAGUGUGGACAUCUUAAUAUUGUCGGUAUGGUUGGCUCUAUUGAUAAUGACUUCUGUGGUACUGAUAUGACUAUAGGAACAGAUUCAGCUUUGCAUCGCAUUAUUGAAUCCAUUGAUGCCAUAGUAACAACAGCUUCUAGUCAUCAGAGAACAUUUAUAUUAGAAGUCAUGGGUCGUCACUGUGGCUAUUUAGCUCUUGUUGGAGCUUUAGCAAGUGAAGCUGACUUUGUUUUCAUCCCAGAAUGGCCUCCUGAGAGAGAAUGGCCUCAAACACUUUGUAGAAAACUUCAGCAGGAACGUGAUAAUGGUCAGAGAUUAAAUAUCAUUCUUGUUGCUGAAGGUGCACAGGAUAAAGAUGGCAAUCCUAUAUCUGCUGAGCAAGUUAAAAAAGUUAUUGAAGAUAAGUUACAGCAAGAUACACGUAUCACUGUUCUUGGGCAUGUGCAGCGAGGAGGCAGUCCUUCAGCAUUUGACCGUAUUUUAGGUUGCCGAAUGGGUGCUGAGGCUGUACAUGCUUUAUUAGAAGCUACACCUGAUUCUGAAGCAUGUGUUGUAUCUUUGGAUGGCAAUCAAGCAGUAAGAGUUCCUUUGAUGCAGUGUGUUGAAAAGACAAAAGCUGUUGGUUAUGCUAUGGAUAGUAAGCAGUGGGAAGAGGCAGUUAAACUUAGAGGACGGAGUUUUGAAAGAAAUUUGCAGACAUAUAAAAUGCUAACUAGAUUAAGACCUCCGAAGUCAGUUUUUGAUAAUUUGGGACAUGGAAAGAAGAAAGGGUAUACUCUAGCUGUAAUGCAUGUUGGAGCACCAUGUUGUGGAAUGAAUGCUGCUGUGAGAUCAUUUGUAAGGAAUUGCUUAUUCAGAGGUGACACUGUUUAUGGUAUUCAUGAUGGUAUAGAAGGUCUUAUCGAAGGAAAUAUUCAAACUAUGAACUGGAGUGAUGUGACAGGUUGGGUUGGACAAGGAGGUGCCUUUUUGGGUACUAAAAGAACGUUACCAGACCAAUAUAUGGAUCAAGUUGUUGAACAGCUUAAGAAGUUCCAUAUUCAAGCUCUAUUGGUUAUUGGUGGAUUUGAGGCAUUUCAUUCUGUGCUACAACUAGCAGAAGCACGAAAUAAAUUUCAAGAACUUCAAAUUCCUAUGUGUGUUAUUCCAGCUACAAUAAGUAACAAUGUUCCUGGAACUGACUUUUCACUUGGAGCUGACACAGCAAUCAAUGAAAUUACUGAGAUUUGUGACAGAAUUCGUCAGUCUGCUCAAGGUACAAAGCGUCGAGUAUUUGUUGUGGAGACAAUGGGAGGAUAUUGUGGAUAUUUGGCAACACUUGCUGGUUUAGCAGGGGGUGCUGAUGCAGCUUAUAUUUUUGAAGAACCUUUUUCAUCCAAAGAUUUAAUGGGUGAUGUAUUUCACAUGCAAUCUAAGAUGGCAGAAGGUGUGCAACGGGGGUUGGUUUUAAGGAAUGAAAAAGCCAAUGCAAAUUACACAACGGAUUUUAUUUACCGUUUGUAUUCAGAAGAAGGAAAGGAGAUAUUUUCCACUAGAAUGAACGUUCUUGGCCAUAUGCAGCAGGGUGGUAGCCCAUCACCUUUUGACCGUAAUUUUGGAACUAAAAUGGCAGCUAAAGCUACUGACUGGCUUCUGACACAGCUGAAACAGCAUAAAAAUACAGAUGGUUGUAUUUCAUGUACAAGUCCAGAUACAGCAGUAUUAAUGGGACUUGUUCGUAGACAAUAUUUAUUUACACCCGUGCAAACUUUGAAAGCUGAUACUGAUUUCAGACAUAGAAUUCCAAAGCAUCAGUGGUGGCUGAAGUUAAGACCACUUCUUCGCAUUCUUGCUAAGCAUGACUCCUCAUAUGAAACAGAGAGUAUCCAUUGUGCUUCAAUGCCUGAGGAAGACUGAUCUUGGAAAUUUAUAGACAUGUCUUUUGCUUCCUUCUUUAUAAAACAUAAUGCAAUUGUUUUGAAUUUGAGAUUCUUUACAUGUGUAUCUUACUAAAAUAUUAAAAUUUUUCUAUUGUUACUGUAAUUUAUAAAAUUAAAAAUAAUUAUUAAUUAAUUAUUAAUUAAUAAUUAAUUUUUAGAGAAUUUGAGAAGUGUAUGUUAAAUUGUAGUUUUACAGGCUUAAUUUGAUGAAUCUUUCAAAGUUAUUUAUUUCAUCUUAUUGUACACAAAAUAUGCCAUUGUUUUUGAAAUCUUGUUACCAGUGAUUUUCUAAAUGAACUAAUCCCCCCCCUGAGAAAUUCAUUAUAAUGUGACUUUUAAAUUAUGAAAUACCUGAUACACUUUUUUUAUUGGUUUAUUCUGUGUUGUGUAGAAGAGAGACAUGCAUUCCUAAGAUAAGCAUUUAAUUUUUGUCAAAAUGGUCGAUAUCAUUCAUUCUCAUUUUUACAAUAUAAAAUUUUAAAAAUGUAUUUGUAUAUUACAUUUAUUAUCAAUAAUACACUUGUACUCUGUUGUAUAUCUUUAUUCUUAUUUUUAUGUAUUGUAAGGCUGUAAUAUGAAUUCUUUACUUGAGAAAGCUCUUUGCUCUUUUAUACAGGAAGUUUAAAAGAAAUAUAAUCUAAAUUAUUUUGUAUCACUUCUGUAAUUUCAUAUUUAACAGCAGUCUAAGUUGCUGUUUAUAUUUAGCCAUUAUAAAUUUUAUAUUAAUGUAAGAACUUCUGAUAUUUAUGUAUUUGGUUCAUUUGUUACUACUAUUUUAAAGUAAGAACUUCCUGUUACCAUUUCAAAUUAAAAUUAACCAUAUAGCUUCGUUUAAAUAAUUUAAUGCUUUCUGUUAGACUUGCAUUCAUAGUUGUUUUAUUUUUCUGCUAAAAAUUCAAAAUCUGAUGUAAAAUGUUUAAUGGGACAAACUAACAAAUUUCUCAUAUUUUUAUUGAUAAUUGUACUGGAGAGGAGAAGCUGCUCAGAAUGCAUAUUUGGCAAUUUUACUAAGACUGAACUACUGUGUGUAUAUGUAUUUCCUAAAGCCCUAGCAUUUUUGCAUAAAUUUUUAUAAAUUUGUGUUUCCUGUUCCUGAAUAUUAGACUGCAAUUUUAUACAGUCUUUUAUAUAUAAAAAUCGUUAUUUUGCUAGUCAUGUAGAGGUUUUAUGUAUUAUAAUUAUGGAUAAUGUUUUACAGUUAAUCUUGAGUAUUAUCAAGUGGGCCAAAAGCUGGAAUAUUUUAAGUAUUUUUUCAUAAUAUUCUAUGCCAAACAGUAGAUCUUGAAUAGUUGCUGGAGGAAAAAAUUAUGAAGUAUGAUUUUGUCAUGGUAACAUAUUUUAAAUUCUAAAAUAAGGAAAUAAAUAUAAUUUUAGUUGGUGAUGAUUUGCGGGUUAUUGUAAUUGCCAAGUAGGUGAAGGAAAUUCUGUUAGUUCAUUCUUGCUAGGAAAUUUAAACACUGUUUGCAAUGCAUAAAGCAUGAAGAUUUUGCAUUUGUAAACAUGAUUUGAACUUGACAUACCCUAAAAGCCACUCUUUGUGGAAAUGCCAUUAGAUAAAAGAGCAGUCAAUGAAGAAUGUGUUUAAAUUAUCUCCAUAAAUGUUAGAAAAAAGGAAUCACUUUUAUGGAAAACCUUUAUUAUCCAUAUUCUUACAAAUUAAAAUUCUAAUGUUUAAUUAUUAAAUUUAAUUUUUACCUGAUCAUGAUUGAAUUUCUUCAAAAGCAUUUGCAGUGGUAAUUAUGUGUAGGUUUGUACAGUUUUCUUUAUCUGAAAGGUAGGCUUGUCUUUCAUCAUACUCAUUUAUAAAUGCAUUUAUACAACUGUUAUGUUUGAGCCAUUUCUUUUUCUUUCUCUAAAAUUUGUUUAUUUUUCUAUUCACUUCAUUUAUGUUUGAGAGAAAUAUUUCUUGGUAGCUUUUGUAAACCUUUAUAGGUACUGCAGUAAAUUAUUUGUUACAAUAAAAUUUAAUUUAUAUAUGUUUUA
Stegodyphus dumicola is the source of this 4566-nucleotide messenger RNA. Its product is annotated as ATP-dependent 6-phosphofructokinase-like. The record is from RefSeq and is a predicted model, not a curated record. Gene Ontology annotation, cellular component: cytoplasm; 6-phosphofructokinase complex. Gene Ontology annotation, biological process: fructose 6-phosphate metabolic process; fructose 1,6-bisphosphate metabolic process; canonical glycolysis. NCBI's taxonomy places the organism in Eukaryota, Metazoa, Arthropoda, Arachnida, Araneae, Eresidae. Gene Ontology annotation, molecular function: ATP binding; 6-phosphofructokinase activity; identical protein binding.